Amoebophrya sp. A25 is the source of this 3052-nucleotide messenger RNA. The record is from the annotation of a GenBank genome assembly. NCBI's taxonomy places the organism in Eukaryota, Dinophyceae, Syndiniales, Amoebophryaceae.
CAAGAACAGCAUGAGCAGGUAAUCAAAAUCAUCUUCAAGAAAGGAAAAUAUAGCAUGAAAUGGAAAUCAAUCUUCUUCUUCGUUCAACACUGCAGUUGUAAAUUGAGAAAUACGAGCUACUACAGCGGCAACAAGCACUAUGUCAUUGUCAAUGCUGCCUUCCUAAAUUCUACAGACGCCUCUACUUGAGGCCGCUGCCUUCAUGAUACAACCUGUUUGCUUCCACGUGGUUUCUUCGGAGUGGUACUAGUGCUACAAGAAAAGCAACAGGAUGAAUUCCGGUGCACGAUCGCGCCUUGGGGGCGCUCUGCGCGCUAUCACGUCUUCGUCUAGCAAAACAGAGCAGGAGCAGCCCAAGAAUGAGAUCGAGAUUGUGAAACUCACGCCACCAGAAAAGCUCGAGGAUCGAUACCAGUUUGACUUGAAGCUUUACGAUGCAGGUAUCUAAGAGCUGACUUCGGCAGUCUAUUGCUCUUGCUCUUGGUGCUAAUCCUGAUGAUCACAAAAUGUGUGAUGAACUCAAAAAGUAGAUUAGAAGGAUUAUUACCUUAUGAUUAAAAUAGUUCGAUGAUGAAUCCCUAGUCUUUAGUUAUCGCUAUCGCUUUGACGCAAAUGAAGGUGACCGCAGCAAGGUGUUUCAGGCGACAGAAAAGGCAACGGGUAAGGAUGUGAUAGUAAAGAUGCGAAAAAAGGGCUUUUUCAGUGGGGGCGAGCGGGUGUGGCGAUCUGUGCUGACGCGCAUCAUGAAUAUCGAGAAAAGCGAUAAUAUUCUCGGAAUAGAUACGAUCAUCGAAGACGAUAAAGGUAAGGACGGUUUACUUUAAUUAGCUUGAUGUCAUUGUCUGUAGAUGUUACAUCUACCAGAAGGUCUUACUAGUAUUAGGACCACUACACAUAGAUGAACAAGAAGAUUCUUCUUUAGAUUUUCGCCAUUUAUCUAACUAUAUCUACGUCGCCCUAUAUAAUUGAUCAGAAAAGAAAAGCAAGUGGCUGUCGUGGCACCAGAGACAGUGUUCAAGUUCAUGUUGAUGAUGGUGAUAAAUCUCAGCGUAUUACGUCGUGAUGCAGAAGUGCGCUGGCGGAGAACUCUUCGAUUUUCUUUUGAACGAGACGGACGUGCCAGAGCGGGAAUGCAAAAGUUAAGGCUUGCCGUAAUUCAUUCUGAGAAGCUGUAUCUUUGCCCGUCUCUGUUUGAAGGGGCGGAGAGCGUGUCUGUCAAAGAUGAGGCUCUCUAGGUGAGAAUUUGGGUAAGCUCUAAAAGAGGAUAAUGCGAGAAAUCUUAAAGGCGGUCGACCAUCUCCAUUCCAGGGGUCUCAUACAUCGAGAUAUCAAGCCGGAAAACGUCUUGUACUAUAAAUUCUAUGUUGUGUACUAUGUAAAUGUACUAGUACUUGUUCUUUUUUAGACCACGCUCAUGAAGCGUAAGUGUACGAAGAUGACAGUAGCUAAUCAGCACAACGUGAACGUGGCUUAUUUUGUUCGUCCUUGCUGCACUUUGUACCUCUCCUGUAUGUGUAUCUUUUUAUUUUGGGUUGUGCUUCAAAUUAACCCUAUAAUUUGCCUGUUAAGACUAUGAAAAAAUUUUGAACAUGAUCCAGAUUUGCCAAGGGGCCUAACGAGGAGGAACAGCGGAAACUAAAGCUGAUAGAUUUUGACACUGCGCAAGACUGGUCCCCUAAGAGCCCCAAAGCACAUCGCAUAGUGGGUACUCCGGGAUACAUCGCGCCAGAGUCCUUUCGUGGAGACUACACACCCGCUAGCGACUUGUGGAGUGUUGGCGUCAUUCUCUACAUCUUAAUGACCGGGGACAUGCCAUAUCCGGAGGACGUAUUUUUGUUCUUGAUUUUGUUGGUAAUUAAUUAUGCUAAAACUAAUUCGAACAACAUGUGCAUGUUACUGCUAAGUAUGAAACUUGACAUGGUGCUGGUAGGCGACGGUGGAGAACUGAGAAUUUCGAUUAUACAUUUUUUUAAAAAUUAUGCCAGGUCUUCGGUGAUGAUAUUGCUGGCAACAACCAAGUCGGAGGAGCGAAGAUGGAGCAGAUAUAUUCGCGUUUGAAGAAAUUCAAAAUCGAUUUCGACUGCCCUCCAUGGCCCGACUUCCCGCAAGCAAGGGAUCUCUGUCAGCAGCUUUUAGCUUUCGAUCCCGGGGAUCGAAGUCCGAGCGCCGCAGAUGCGUUACAGCAUCCAUGGUUGAAGGAAUAGAAAAAAGUCCUUCUCACUUCAUCCUUGGCAAAUUUGGUGCCUUCAAUCACAUUGUAAAUAUGCACCACGAGGAGAAUAAAUUCGUUUCCAUGAUCUUCACCUUCAGAUUGAUAUUUAUGAGAGUUACUUCUCGGGUACUAGAAGUAUUAUACAUACAGGUAAGGCAUUCGUAAUCGUAUUGAAUUUGAAUAGUAUAGAAAUUUCGCAUUCUCUUUCUCAGUCAUUAGAAGCAGGUUUUGGUAGUAUCACUUUACUUAGGGGGCGCUGCCGCGUUUGAAUGAAAAUAAAGUCGCAUGCACAGUCACGGUAGAGAUCCUGGGAGAUGAACUCCGUAAGGAUCGAGCUGCAUUCUUUGCUGGCGUGCACGGUUUAUUUGCAGUGAAUAUCAUAGCGAUUACGUGAAUUUGAAUAGUUUUUUAGAGUAUGCAAACCUAAAAUGAACGGUAUGUUACAGUAGCCAGCACUAAUACCAGGGUCACGAGUGGAUCGCUAUUUCAGUAGUCGCUCAGUAAACGAAGUGUUAAUUUGCAUCUAAGUUAGUUGUAAGUAACUAGUUCAAAACUGAGUGUGUGGUUGUGGUUGAUAUUUCAGUAGCAGAGAGAGUCUUUUGUCAAUAGAAGACGUGUUUCUCAUUGUCUUCCUCUGUAGGUAAAAACAGCAACAAGCAGGUGUCAAAGACUUUUUGGGUCAGCGAAUAAACGCAGGAGUGCGAAGCUACCAACCAACAGCAAACAAGGCACAACGACGGCUCGUUCAGGAAUUAUCAUCUCAUCGAGGCUGGUAGGCCUAGGCUGUAAAUCUAUAAAGCAAGGCGAAGUACUUCUACUAUCUGUAUCUUCGCAUUUUAU